Molecule: messenger RNA, 3725 nt
Organism: Phycodurus eques (leafy seadragon)
Lineage: Eukaryota; Metazoa; Chordata; Actinopteri; Syngnathiformes; Syngnathidae
Gene: heatr6
Product: HEAT repeat containing 6
Exons: 19
Coding region: 6-3557 (1183 amino acids)
Source: RefSeq, a predicted model, not a curated record
GCAAUAUGGCGGCACCGAGCGGGUUACCGGCGUCAGUUGCUCCCGUCAUCUGCCGCAAUGUACCCGUUUUCCCCGCGGUGCCUCUGUCCGCCGACGCCGCUCCGUUCACGCCUCAGGGGGCGGACGUGCGGCAGCGCGGCGCUCGGCAGCAGACUGACGCCGAGCGGCUUUUUUGCCGCUGCGCCGCCAAGCUCCGAGGGCUGCGGGCGGACACGAGCCAGCUGCGGGAGGAGCUCAACCUCCUCUUCGACCAGCUCAUCUCCGAGAACUUCAACCGCAGCCUGGAGCCCAACAUAAACAUUCGACCGGAGGAUGUGUGCCACCUGCUCGUGAAUGCCAGCUGUCUUGUGCCGAUGAGUCAAGAACACUUGGUGGUCAAGCUCUGCAAGCUAGUACAUCACCUCCUCAACCAGCUCAAGGUAAUAAUGGACGAGCACACGCUGGACGUAAUGCUGAAGUACAUGACGUCUGUGUUGGAAGCGUGCAGCACGUGGACGCACCUCGGCGUCUUGCAGGCGCUCGCUACCGUCGUCUACGGCAACGGACCGCAGUGCCACCAGCACCUCAAUAAUCUGCUGGGCGAAGGCGGAGUCCUGCUGCUCUACAGCGCCCCCUCACAGCCCGAUAUGGAUCUACGCCACAUGGCCCUCACCUGUAUGGCCAACAUCUGUGUCAGGAUUUCUGGUCAGCCGCCGCUGGACGACAGACACAAGAGCGUGUGUUUCUCUGUCUUCCUGGAAACUCUGCAGGCGGCCCGACCGGACGAUGGUGACGAGCUCUUUUACUGCAUUGUGAUCCAAGCAGCGCUGAAAGGACUCCACUGUUGCCUCCUGGGUGGGAAGUGGAAGUUUGGCGGCGGUGAGGUGGUCGGAUCUGUGCUGGCCGCUCUGAAGAGGCUCAUGUUUCAGGGAGCUCCGGGCGUCAGCGUGGAGUGGCCUACCGUUCUCAACCCAGCUCCUCUCCCGCACUACGAGAGUCCCUCGGAGCGCAAACCCGACGGAGAAGUCACAAAACCGACAGAAGCGGCAAAGGACGGCGGGGGGAAAGCGUCCGCGAACAAGAAGAGAAGGUCCAGAGGGAAGGGGAAGAAGACGAGCAUAGAGGAGAGCAGGCGGGACGACGAGGACGACGGAGAGGCAGCGGCGUUGGCGCCUCACAAAACAGGAAGUGAAGCCAAACCUGCGGUUUCUCUCAACCCCUCGUGGAAGCGGAAUACGUCUGAUUCAGAGUUUUCUGACCCUGAAGGCAGCGCGCAGAGCAAGCUGAGGCUUAGUCACGCUCGCGUCCGCCAGGGGGCGCUGCACUGCCUGCUGGCUGUGGUCAAGUGGGUGGAGAAGCGGACUCUGUACGGCUACUGGUCCUCGUUUAUUCCGGAAGCUCCUGUCGGAAAUGGCACAACACCACCGCUCACUCUGCUCACCAUCAUACUGAAGGACCCCUCGCCCAAGGUUCGUGCGUGCGCGCUGCAGGCGCUGUCGGCCAUGCUGGAUGGCUCCCGGCAGUUCCUGGCCGUGGCAGAGGACACGGCGUCGCCGCCCACUUCCUACACGCCGUUCUCCUUCACUUUGGCCACCGCCGUCCGAGAGCUGCACCGCUCCCUGAGCCUGGUUCUCAUGGCCGAGACGUCUCCUCAUACCCUCACGCAGGUCAUAAAGUGUUUGGCCCACCUGGUGUCCAACGCGCCAUACCAUCGCCUGAGGCCCGGCCUGCUCAGCUCGCUAUGGAAGCAGAUCCGACCAUAUGUGCGCCACAGAGAUGCGAACGUGCGAGUGUCGACCCUGACGCUCUAUGGCGCUCUGGUGACGACUCAGGCGCCUCUUCCCGAGGUGCAGCUCCUCCUCCAGCAGCCAGAGGGCAGCGGCGCGGGUGACUGUUGCGGCUCCUUCACGCCGCAGGACUCUCGCGCCCUCAGCUGGCGACGAGGAGGCGAAACGCCUUCGCCACGCGGUCCUCGCACACCCAAGGAGGCGGAGGGCGGCCCACCCUGGCUGCUGACGCUGUGCGCCGCGCUGGUGACGAUGCCCAGGGACGAGCCGUCGGACAGCGAGGGCGGAGGAGGCUCGACCUUGGAGCCGUCGCCAGUGCGACUGGAGGCCCUGCAGGUGCUUUCCCUCCUGGUGCGAGGUUAUAUCUCGCUGACCCAAGCCUCCCUGUGCGAGAUCGGGCAGCUCAGCGCUCGCUGCCUGGCCGAGAGCGACCCAUCCAUACAGCUCCACGGCGCUAAGCUGCUGGAGGAGCUCGGAACCGGAAUCAUUCAGCAGUACCAGUCGGAGAGCGACGUUUCCGAGAGCACGAGGGUCCCCAUGAGCCAAGUGGUGCAGUUCUGGAAGGAGGUGCUGAGCGGGCCUCUGAACGGGGCGCUGCAGAACCAGCAGCAUCCCACUCUGCAGACCAGUGCCUGCGAUACGCUCAGCUCCAUCUUGCCGCAGGCCUUCGCUCAGCUGCCCGAAAAGACGCAGCUAAUGUGCAUCACCGUCUUGCUGGGCCUCACCUACAGCGACAGCGACCUGGUCAAGAUGGCGGCUGUCAGGGCUCUGGGCGUCUACGUGCUCUUCCCUUGCUUGAGAGAGGACUUGAUGUUUGUGGCGGACACAGCCAACGUCAUCCUCGCCGCCCUGGACGACCGAUCCUCAAAUAUCCGCGCCAAGGCCGCUUGGUCUCUCGGCAACCUGACCGACACGCUCCUCGUCAACAUGGACUGCAUGGAGGUGGACUUCCAAGAGGAGAUGUCGGACAUGUUGCUGCUGAAGAUGCUGCAAGCGGCCACGCGGGCGGCGGCCGACAAAGACAAGGUGAAGUGCAACGCAGUGCGAGCCCUGGGAAACCUGCUGCACUUCCUCCGCGAGGGUCAGCUGAGCCGCGCACUGUUCAGGCAGCCUCUGGAGGACGCCGUGAGAGCUCUGGUCAUGUCCGUGCAGUCGGUCGCCACCAUGAAGGUCCGCUGGAACGCCUGCUACGCUCUGGGCAACGCCUUCCGGAACCCAGACCUGCCACUCGAGUCCGCGUGCUGGUCCGGCGACGCCUUCGCCGCCCUCUGCAACGUUGUGGCCUCUUGCAAGAACUUCAAGGUACGCAUCAAAUCGGCGGCCGCCCUCGCCGAGCCCGGCCACCGGCGCUGCUACGGCGACGCCGAGGGCUUCGGCCGCGUGUGGCGGUCGCUGGCGGCGGCGCUUCGGAGCAGCGAGGACACCCACGACUUCCUGGAGUACCGCUACAGCGCCAGCCUGCGCCACACGCUCUCGCGUGCCCUGCUCCACCUGCUGCGCCUCGGCCUGCCGCUGGACGUGCCUGCGAUCGCCGCUUCGCUGGUCAGCGAGGAGGACGGCGGCGGCGGCGUCAGGGAGCACCUGAUUAAAUACCUGCGGGCCGAGGGGAUGGGGGAAGAGAAGGAUGCGGCAGCGGGAGAUGCUAAGAACCCACAGCAGAGAGUCCAAAGUCUGCAGCAGACUGUUGAACGACUCAAGAUAAUGGACACUGACACAGAGGAGGAGGAGCGUGGGAAAGAAGCGCUGAUUUACUUCCUGGGGGAUUUGCUGAAAGACUGCGAGGAACCCUGAAGAACUCCCAACAAAACCCUCGUGCCUUAUUGGACCCUUUUUAUAGUAUUCCAUAAAGCACCUGUCUUUUUUUUAAAAUUCAGAAUCUCAUGAGACGUUUUGUUACUCAUCAUUUCAACAAAGUUACUAGCUCAUCUACGUUUGCCUUUUAUGUUCAAUUAAAAAACA